This is a messenger RNA of Gracilinanus agilis (Agile Gracile Mouse Opossum), 2286 nucleotides long. RefSeq names its product adhesion G protein-coupled receptor G7 (gene ADGRG7). The transcript has 16 exons. NCBI's taxonomy places the organism in Eukaryota, Metazoa, Chordata, Mammalia, Didelphimorphia, Didelphidae. Gene Ontology annotation, molecular function: G protein-coupled receptor activity. Gene Ontology annotation, biological process: cell surface receptor signaling pathway; G protein-coupled receptor signaling pathway. Gene Ontology annotation, cellular component: membrane. The record is from RefSeq and is a predicted model, not a curated record.
AUGGUGAAAAAAGAGAGCUCACACCAAGAAAAUCAUGCCCCUGCAACAACAGCGAUAUACCCACCCACCUCUUUUGAUUUCUGUAAGAAUGGGGGCACCUUGGAGAAGGAUGGAUGCAUUUGCCCAGAACAAUGGAAGGGAUGGAGAUGCACUAUAGUUAAUUUCUGUAAAAGCAGCACUGAUGGCAAUUUCCAUUUCGGCAUUAUCACAGUGGGAAAAUAUGGACCUUCUAUAGAAACAUGUGAAAAGAAUACCAACAAUGGUAUGUGUUCUUUUUGUGUAACUUUGGUAGAAAGGGUAGAAAACCUGGAGAAUUAUACAAAUAUUUCUUCUGAAACCCUGUCUUUAACCUCCAAUGCAAACAUGCUGACAGCUCAGAACAUCUCCUUUGCUACCUCUGUGGUACAACAGAUUUUCAAUGAGUCCAAGAAUGCAACAUCUGAGGCAAAGAAAAUUGCAGUAGCUACUGUAAGCCAGCUUUUAGAUGCCAAUGAAGACGCUUUUGAAAAUACUAACACCUUUGGAAAGUAAGAAGAACUCACUACAGAAAUAGAGGCUUAUUCCUUGACUUUGAUGAAUGAAUCUGUAGUCCAACCCAACAUUGCUGUCCAGGCCGUUAGCCUGUCUACAAAAGAUCCUGUAACUGUUAUUUUUUCUGUCCAAAGAGGCGUUAAUGACAUUCUGGAUCCUCAACAAAUACGUAUAGGUAUAAAUGAAACGGAGCUGAAACCAGAAGGCCAAACAGAGCUACAGAUUCUAAUCAAUACCACACAAGGCACCAACAAAACAUUUGGCUUUGUACUAUAUCAGAAUAACAAAUUGUUCCAGUCAAAAAUAUUCCCCAUGAAGUCAAAUCUUAGUCAAAGGAUUGUUUCAGGCAAAGUUAUUGGUAAUGAUACUAACAGUUCAAUGACAAAGGAAAUUCAAAAUGUUUCUGUUGAAAUGAUUUUCAGAUCAAAGUAUAAUGAAUCUCAAUUCCAGCUACAAUCCUACACCUGUGUCUUUUGGAAUGUUAUAAAGGAUGACUGGGACACCUCUGGGUGUAAAAAGAAACCCCAAAACAACUCUCAAUUCCUUGGAUGCCAGUGCAACCAUACCACUAAUUUUGCUAUAUUAAUGAGUUUUCAUAACAAUUACAAUUAUCCUGAACUAGACAUCCUAUCUGACAUUGGUUGUGGAUUGUCCAUUGCUGGUUUAACCCUUACAAUUAUAUUUUAUGUUGUGACAAGGAAGCAAAGAAAGACUUCAAUCACCUAUGUGCUUGUAAGUCUCUUUACAUCUCUGCUGAUUUUCAACAUUCUUUUCCUCUUUGGAAUAGAAAAUUCAAAUAAAAAUAACAACAGGACUAUGAAUGCUGCAGGUGACAAUGUGAUCCCUCAACAUGAUAAUGACCCUCCAAAAAAUCAUUUGUGCACAGCGAUAGCUUUUUUCCUGCAUUAUUUUCUUUUGGCGACAUUUACCUGGGCAGGACUCAAUGGUGUACAACUGUAUUUUCUUCUGAUCAGAACUAUGAAGCCUCUCCCUCCACAUAUCAUUCUCUUUCUGACUCUCACUGGAUGGGGAGUACCUGCUUUGGUAGCAUCUUUAACAGUGGGAAUUUUUUAUCCACUAAAAGGAGAAUCAGGAUACCGGCAGGAGGUAAUAUGUUGGCUUGCAGUUCCAGAAAACAACAAUUUUUGGGAGAGUCCUUGGUUCUGGUCAUUCAUUUUACCUGUAGUCAUCAUUCUCUUUCUUAAUACUAUAGUAUUUAUUUUCAUCACAGUCAAAGUUCUAUGGGGAAGAAAUGAGAACUUGUCAAGCACAAAAAGGAACUCAGCUCUGAAGAAGAUUCUUAACACAUUAUCCAUUGCUGUGAUUUUUGGGCUUACAUGGAUUAUGGGUUACCUGAUGCUAAUAGAUGAUCACAAUAUAAAAAUUAUCUUCAGUUAUUUAUUCUGCAUUUUCAACACAACACAGGGACUGCAAAUUUUCUUCUUCUACACUGCUAGAACAAAAAUCUUCAAGGAUAAAAUUUCUAGUAUGUUCAAGUCAACAUCAUCUGCCAUUGGGAGGAUUAAAAUGCCUUCUCUACAUUCAAAGAAGCUCAGUGGGUCUAAGCGAUUGGCUGAAGCCGGGCUCGAGCCAGAGGGCGACUUACAGCGGCCGAACGUGACAGACGGUAUCCUCCCCCUUGACGCCGUGGCGGCUCCGGCACCGGCGCUUCCCUCAGACACAGGAUCGGAGGAUAAGGCGAGGCUGCGGGCACGGCGGUGGCUGCGGCCCCAACGAGGAAGGUAUUUUUUUUAA